UUAUAAUACGUCAUAUUUUUGUUACUUUGAUUGAUCAACAACAUUGCUGAUUUUGAAUGGAAUGCGGAAAUGCUUAUUUGUUAUGUUUUGGUGUGGAUUAUAAAUUUAUGUGUUGUUUCGUCAUUAUCUUGUUAUCAGUGCAACUCAUCACAUCAUUCUAAUUGCUUAGAACACUUAACUGAUCUAGGUAAACAUUCACUUCAACCAACUCCUUGUACAACUUAUGGAGCACGAUUUUGUAUUAAAACUACUGGAAUCUACGGAGGUAAUAUAAAUUAUUAUUUGAAUAUCCAUAAGUGAGAGAAUAGUUUUCACUUUUGACCACUGGUUGAGCAAUUCUCACUGGUACACACUUUAGUUCAUAUGUCAUAUCAAAGAAAUGUCAAGUGAUCUCGAUUGUAACAUGUUACUACCCAAAUACUGAAUAAAAAUUCGGUCAUGUAGUAGAUUUACUGUAUAUUAUCGUGCUGAAUAUGUGCUUUCAUUCCCGACUAAGAUAAUCACCGGGUUUUCUUUGACUAAAAUCGACCUUCAUUCGAAGUUGUUAUCAUAUUCAUCUGCAGGUCACUUAUCAUUUAUUUUACGACUUAAAUAAUUAAUUUAUCUUAUCCAAAUAAUUGAAUACUUUAUGGAUUCAAUGCAUCAAGGUAAUAAGUAGAGCACAAAAUAUGUAUAUCCAGCAUAUAUAGGAUGAAAAUUGUAAAUAGAUUGUAUAUACAUUGUAAAAUAUUUGUUUACAAGUAAGUACAACUAGUUUAUUCAGAAAGCGUUGAAUGAUCUGAACAAAAUAAACCAAAUUACCCAUUGAACAACUAGCAGAUAUAUUCAGUGUCUACAAUUCAGGAUGUUACAUAAGAUCAACCAUAAAUCAUACUAGCAUGAGAUACACUGAUAAACCUUAAAGCUCUCAUAUACAGGUUGGUAGAGUAGUACGCUAUUGUUCAAUCGUUUAUCAGUUUUGGGGAGAGUAGUAACUAAUCGCAUCUAAUAAUACAAUCACUUCGUCGUAAAAUACAGGAAAAAAGUGGUAAGAAUGAGUGCUAAGUUCAUUUCUCAGAAAAAGGAAAAUAGUUAACGGCUGAAUUAUAUUCCUUGAGUAAUACAUAAUUUUCUUCUCAACCAGUCAGUCAGUCAGUCAGUCGGUCAUUUACAACGUAGAACGAUGUACAUAUAUGUAUCGGUCCAAGUUGCCAUAUCUCAUUAGCACAACAAGAUGAGCACUGAAUUCAUAGAAGUAGUCACUUCAAUGGUAGUAAUGUAUAAAAGAAAGCCUGUGUACAAGGAUAUAGUACAUGAAGAAAGAAUUAGUUAGUUGAUAGAAGGAAAGAUAUAAAGUAAAUUUAAUCCCACAGUUAAAAGGAGACGCUGAUAAAAUGCAGUCUUUUGAUAACACUGAGCAACAAUGCCAGAAUGUUUGGAAUGCGCUUCUCUCCCUCUAAAUGCAAGUUGUUGCUUCAGGAGUGGUCUGCGUCAACACCGGAAUUAAGGAUAGGGAGUGAGUAGUCGAACGCAUUGACAACUUCACUUGUCUUAGAAGUAUGAUCACCCUUAGGUACAUUGGUGUGUGAUGAAAUCUCAGCACGGAUUCGAAAAUCUCCUUUGGCUUUUACCAACUUACGUCACCUAUGGUGAAGGCGAGAUAUCUGUCUAUCAAUUAAGGGACGAGUAUAGUGCAUAACAGUUCGUUCUGUUCUAGUUUAUGGCUGCGAAACAUCUCCAUUAAGAGUUAAAGAUAUUCAUAAGCUACUAGUAUUUCACCACAGAUGUUUUAGAAAUAUUGCGGGUAUGUGCUGGGAUCACCGCGUGAGUAAGAGUGAGGUUAAAAUCAGGGUAUUAGGGAAUGAUGAUAAAUCCGUUGAUGAGGUUGUGAAUCUUCAUCGACUGAGAUGGUUGGACUGUGUGUUACGUAGGCCUGAACACCGAUUACCACGACACGUAAUGCUGACCAGUGUUGGGGAUGGUUGACAGAAACUUAGGGGCAUCCAAACCAAAACGUGGCAUCAGUUCAUAAAGUCACUAACGUCUGGUCUGAGUCAUGUUGGUAGAUGCAGACUACUUGAUUGGGGUCCACACAACUAUUGUAACCAAUAGUUGGAGACUAUGUGUGACAUGGCUCAGAAUCGAUCACAAUGGCGUAUGUGUAUACACUCUCUAUCUUCCCU
Molecule: messenger RNA, 2162 nt
Organism: Schistosoma spindalis
Lineage: Eukaryota; Metazoa; Platyhelminthes; Trematoda; Strigeidida; Schistosomatidae
Source: the annotation of a GenBank genome assembly